Poeciliopsis prolifica (blackstripe livebearer) is the source of this 5990-nucleotide messenger RNA. RefSeq names its product ADAMTS-like 4 (gene adamtsl4). Gene Ontology annotation, molecular function: metalloendopeptidase activity. Gene Ontology annotation, biological process: extracellular matrix organization. The coding region runs from base 198 to 3701 and encodes 1167 amino acids. The record is from RefSeq and is a predicted model, not a curated record. NCBI's taxonomy places the organism in Eukaryota, Metazoa, Chordata, Actinopteri, Cyprinodontiformes, Poeciliidae. Gene Ontology annotation, cellular component: extracellular matrix. The transcript has 17 exons.
UAGGGGGUCGUUACUUCGGCCUGAGCGGCUCUGUUGUGUGGCUGCCGGGCUCUGUGCGGGACCUCUGUGAGUGUUUUUUUCCCCGGGGUAAUUGUGUGGUGUGGGGAAGUUUCCAGAGACCGCGGCGGUGCACCACAGUGGGAAGAAAGGACCGAUUACUUUGCCUACAUGUGGCUUGCGGACUGCUGAUUGCGGCCAUGGUUCGGCUCUCCCUCGCUUGGCUCUGCGUGCUGUGGGGCUUUGUGGUGGUCACGACCUCAUUGACCAUCAGUUCUGCCAAGAGGAAGGCGGCAGGUCAUAGGUCCAGACAGGCUUUUGAGGCGGAGCCUGUUGACGGAGUGUGGUCAGUGUGGGGGGAGUGGUCAGAAUGCUCUCAAACCUGUGGAGUGGGUGUGUCUCACAGGACCAGGAAGUGCUUACCCCCUCCUCCACGUCCGCAGACCGCUCCUCUCUCCUUCGCUCCACCAAACUGGGCGGAUUAUUAUCCCGGGAGUGUCAGAGGACCUGCUAUAUCACCUGGAAACCCUUACUAUCCCUCUCAUUACCCCGGGCAACACCCAUCUUAUCACUCCCCAUCAGCCUCCAGGAGUCAUAACCCUGGAUUGCCACUAUAUAGAAACACAGGAGGAGAAGGGCCUCCUGUUCAAAGCAAUCAGUCGCCGUCCUUUUAUCACCCUGAAGUGUCCCCCUCUGGUCAAGAGCCUGCGUACCGACCCCCCUAUCACAUGAACUCACAGCGGUACAACCAGCAGCCCGCACGCGCCUUCAGGAGGCCGACCAAUCCAGGAGCAGCGAGGGCCGGCGGAGGCGGGAACAGGCGCUCCAUCCCCGCCAGUCGGGAAGGUUUGCCUUCAAGGAGGGCUUCUAGCGUCCGUCCGGGUCAGUUUGGGUACGGUAAGGUUCCCUUCUCCCUGCCUCUGCAUCGAACCAACCGCCAAGCUCGGCACGCUGCUAACGGCACCGACGACACCCAGACAGAGGAGGAGGCAGGGAGGGAGGUCGACAGAGAGGCAGAGACAGCAGAGGAGGAGAAUGGAGAGCAGAAGAUCAGCAAAGCUCCUGAGGAGGAGCCCAUUCCAACAGGAAGACCACGCCAACACGCAGGCCGGACGUCCCACUCCGAGCACAGGAGGAACAGAGUCCCAUCCCAACACUCCUUCUCGCGCGGCUCGUCCUCACCGGUCCUCGUUAACCGCCAGCGUUUUGACUGGAACUCCGUCACCGCUCCUCCUCCUCCUCCUCAGUCUCACCCUCUCUCUCCGGGCAGCUCUUCUCGUUUCACCUCUCCUCUCCACCGCCCCAACCUGGCUCACACAGAAAGGGAACCCCACCAGGGCUUCGGGCCCCAAGCCCCACCCGCCGGCAGCGUAUUCCCCUUACAACACCCGCACACGUCUUCCCACCUGGGAGCGGAGGCCAGCAGGCACGGUGGAGGCGACGCUCCUCGGCUGCUCAGGUGCUCGGGGCCGGAGAUGGAGUACCGCAGGUGCUUCUCACAGGUGUGUGGAGGAGGUGCGUUGGACUCCAGAGCAGAGCAGUGCUCGGCCUUUAACAACCAGGAGUUCAUGGGUCGCCUCUACAACUGGGAGCCUUUCACUGAAGCUGGUUUGGAGAAGCAGUGCGAGCUGACCUGCAGACCUGUCGGUUAUCGGUUUUAUGUUCGCCUGGCGGAGCGGGUCAGAGACGGCACGCCCUGCUUCAACACUAGUGCUAACGACGUGUGUGUGGAGGGACAGUGUCUGACUGAAGGUUGUGAUGGCAUUCUGGGUUCCAGUGCUGUGAUCGACAAGUGUGGAGUGUGCGGCGGGCGGGACCGCUCCUGUCGAAAGGUAACUGGAAGCUUACCAAAUGGCACCGUUCCCCUCGGCUACCACAAGAUCGUGGACAUCCCGGCGGGAGCCACGUUCAUUACCAUCACGGAGAGACGAGCGAGCCCCAACUACCUGGCGAUAAGGAGCGGCACCGGGGCGUCCGUGGUGAACGGGGGCUGGGCCGUCGAUGCUCCAGGAGAUUACCAGGCCGGUGGGACUACUUUUACCUACACCCAACCCAGAGCACAGGCGGAGGGGGAGGAAGAGAAAGGCGAGUCCCUGAGGGCGCGGGGACCCACCACAACACAGCUGCAGCUUUAUAUCAUUUACCAGAAGGAUAACCCCGGCGUCGACUACGAGUUUUACGUCCCGGUGGAGAACAAAGACAAACACAAGGAGAGGCUGCCGGAGAACGAGGAGCCCAGAGAGUCACCCAGGGAGAGAGCGAGGGAGCAGGAGCCAGUGAGGGCCCCGCUUCGCGGUUCCCUCACAGUGUCAGCAGAAAACCCUCCUCCAGUGUCAGAUCCUUCUUUCCACUCCUUGUCGUCCUCCUCGGCCUCCUCGCCUGCCUUCCCCCCUCCGUCCUUUGAUCGCUGGUCACCUGACAGGACACGCCCUCGGGGAUCCGCGCCCAAUAGAAACGCUCGGAUCCCCCCUCGGACUGACCUGCCGCCGGACACCCAGCUGCCGUUUGUGUGGAGGAGAGGCACCAUCACCGAAUGCUCUGCGACUUGUGGCAGAGGUUCCCAGCACAGAGUGGUAAUAUGUGUGAACCGACACACAGAGGAAGAAGUUGCAGAGGGGAACUGUGACUCUGCAGCCAAACCUGCUGCAGAGGAGGAGUCCUGUAACACACAACCCUGCCCUCCGUUCUGGGAGGCCAGUGCGUGGUCGGAGUGCAGCGUGUCCUGUGGGCCUGGUGUGCAGCAGAGGCAGCUGCAGUGCAGGCAGAGCUUUGGGUCUCGCUCCACCAUGGUCCACCCUCAGCGCUGCGCCCACCUCACCCAACCUGACUCCACGCAGGUCUGCCAGCUCCGCCUCUGCUCCCACUGGGAGGUCAGCACCAACUGGAGCACGUGCUCUGUGGACUGUGGCAUGGGAAGAAGAACACGCAGCGUGCGCUGCGUCAGCGAUCAGGGCAGCGUUGUGAACGAUAACGAGUGCAACUCUCGGCUCCGCCCAGAUGGAAGCGAGGAGUGCAACAUGGGGCCCUGCGUCACCAACUGGUACUUCACCGACUGGUCCAACACUUGUUCAGCACAGUGCGGCCCUGGGGUGCAGAAGAGAGAGGUGGUGUGUCUCACCCGGGGAGGGGUGAGAGAUGGAGGAGGAGGGGGCGACUGUGUUGCCGAAAAACCAGCAGAGCUGAAGGCCUGCAAUAAGGGGCCUUGUGUGCCAGUGAAGAUGUGGUACAGCAGCCCCUGGACAGAGUGUAAUGUCCAGUGCGGGGAUGGAAGCCAGCGACGGGAAAUCAUUUGUGUUCAGAAGUUGGGCAGUGACUUUACUGUCGUACCGUCUACUGAGUGCGCACAUCUGGAGAAGCCUGCAGCUGUCCAGGAGUGCAGUAUGGCGGAGUGUCGGCCUCAGUGGUUCACCACAGAAUGGAGCGCGUGUUCUCGUUCAUGUGGAAAAGGCUUACAGGUGAGAGAGGUUCGCUGUCUAACACCAGACAAAGAGCAAAGCCUAGCAUGCGAUCCCAGCACCAAACCUGAGCAGGAACAGAUCUGCAACACCAUUCCCUGCGGCCCGCAAGUUGCAGAUAAAAACUGUCGGGACAGGCGUGAUAAUUGCCUCAUGGUGGUGCAAGCCAGAAUGUGCGUCUACUCCUACUACAAGAUGGCGUGCUGCGCCUCCUGCACACAGAGCGCCCUGCGUGCCAAGAGGCACUGAACAGCCAGUUCACAGGAGGAGGGGGUAAAGGUCAAGGCAACCAAUCACCCCUGAAGGAUGAGUCUGCAGGAAUGUACAGUCCAGAGUUGACGUGGCAUUCACACAACAGUUAGCUAUUUCCUCCUGACUUUUUCAGGUAAAACACUGUGAAAACAGAUGAUUCCUUCUACUAGUACUCAGUCACAUGUGACAAACUGUGACCUCCUUCCUCUGAGCUAUCUUGACUUCUAUCUGCAGUAAACGAUGCACCAUUGGUGCUUGCUGUAAUUUACACUCAUUUCUGUGACUGUCAGGUUGUAGUGGAACAGUCUCACUGAGGACAUAGACACUUCAGCAGCUAACUUUGCCUUUUUCAACUUCCUUCCCAAUUCACGACGUGGCAAAUGUAAAUAAAAUAUAAUAUUGUUGGGUUGACUGUUCAGAAUCGUGUCCUGCAGUAUAAGUGCAGUGGAUCUGCUAGAGUAGCAGCUAUGAAACUGCUUCCUGCAAAGCUAGUAGGAUUUUACUUUACAUGUUGAAGCUCUUAUCCUGUUUGCCAAAAAAUACUUCUUAAAGUGUCCUUCUAUUCAGUACUUCGAACCAAAGGGGUGGGGUAAGCAUGACAGUAAGUGACCAAAUACAAGGCAAUGGAAAGAAGGAUGGGAGUCUCCAUAUAUAUGAUGGAUAAUUCACACAGAUGUCAUGACAGAACAGGUUCUUGUUUUUUGUUUUUGUUCUUUCCUGUGACGUAUCGUGUCUUUUCCCCUGAUUAAAAACUGCGUUGUCUUCUAGCAAUGUCUAAAACGCUAGAAAAAAAAGAUCUGAUCUAAAUAAUUCAUAUACUUAAAUCCAAGAAGAAUGAUUCCCCUCAACAUACUUUGCUUAAAUUGUGAGGUUUUCUGCUUCUAAAAGGAACCCAAAUGACUUUCAAAAGCAGGCAGUGGCGCCACCUAUAUGUGAGGACUGAUGAUUGCAGUUCAUUUCUUUCUUUUUCUUUUUUUUUAAACAAAUCUGAAGAUCUGUCAAGAACUUUAAUUAUUCAUAUAAAGUCUGAUCUAACAAUUGCUUAUUCCACUUAUUUCUACUUUAUAUUUCCAAACAAUGACCUCAUCUGAGCUACAUCAGCUAGAAGAGAAGAAAAAAAGAAAUAACUUCUUAAAACAUCUGGGCAGAAUGUGUUCUGCAACAUAAAUUACAGCAUACAGAUUAAUUGAGUUACUUUCUAAAGUAAGGUUAGUUUUUGAUAAUGCAGAAAACCCUUUCUGACAGCGUCAAAUGCACAUGUUUUUUGGAUUAUGAGCUCUGAAGGGCCUUUCAACAACUUCGUACCUUCUGAUCUUUUUGUUUUGUUACAUUACAACCAGAAAUAUCAAAGCUUUUUACCAGGAUUUUAUGUGUGAGACCAAGUAGGACAUCAUUCUGAAAUAGUAUCUCUAACCAGGUUCCACCUAUUGAGAAAUGCAUGGCCACAGCAUAAUCCUUCCACCACCAUGCUUCACAGAGAGGAUGGGAUGUUUAAGGAUGUUCAUUUUUCUCCAAUGCUUAUGCUUUUAUGACCUCACCCAGCUUUAAAAAUCUCCAUGCAGCUUUAUAUUUGACCUGUCUCCAUGACGCAGUUCAUUCACUAUUGUUCUCUAAUGUACUUCUCAGUACUUCACAGAACAGCUGGAUUAAAAUUAAAUUAAAUUACUUCUAAAUUGUUUUCUAAAAUGAGUUGUAGGGGAAUUACAGUAAAGAGGUUUUCAGAUUUUUAUUUACAAAGAAAUGUAUUCCCUCCAUAUCACAAUUAUGUACCACUUUAUGUUGGCCUAUCACACAAAAUCUCAAUAAGAAAUACUGUGACUUUGGUUGUAAUGUGACAAAACUCUGCAAGUUGCUGUAUAAUAUAAUAUUCUACAACUUGUUGCUGUAAACCUCUGCAUCUCGUCACCUUCUUUGGAGAGGAUGAUGAAGUCAGAAUCUCAGUGAGACUGGAAAAGCUGCUUUCUUUCAUGCAAUACUCUUUUAAUCACUCUCACUAUAUGAUAUGGAUCAAGUGCUUUUUUUUAUGCUUUUCAAUAUUUUGCACAUCAAAGAUGCAAACUCUGUAUAAAGUGUGAGUACUGUUUGACCUUCUUUCCCUUUCCUUCACCUCCCACGCCUCCCAACGUGACAAACUCACGCCCCGUCAAACAAGAGGAAUCUGUAUAUUUGUCAGAUAUGUUUUAAUGUCUGUAAUUAUUUUUAAGCAUUUACCCUUUAAUGUUAGUUAUCUGGCGUGCCGUUGCACUCCUCAUAUACCCAUAUCUAACUAAUAAAUAAGUGACAUAA